GGGAACCCUGGAAACAGAUUGUUUUAAUUUUCGUUUGACGGGAAAAUAUGAUACAAAUGAUGGAAAAUUGUCUGCGGAGCUUUCCAAGGAGAAGCGGCUCUUGGUUUUCUUCUAUUGGCCAGCGGACGCCUUGGAAUCUUUAUUUGAGUAGAGAAUCUGGGAGAAACUUGUCAAUAGAAAGAACAAAGAAGACCCAAGAAAAGGAUUUACAUUUGCGUAUUCAUAUUGAGAAUUCCACAGUUGAAAGUUUAUUGGAAGUGGGUCCACACCUAAUCUCUAGAUUGGUGCCAGUUCUUUGCCUGGUGGCUAUGAAAUUUCAAUCCAGUGUUUACAGAAAUUGGAGUUCAGUAAAAUCUUGAUUUUCAUUUCGUGGUUUAAACAUCUGGGUACUCCAAUUCGUGGGGCUAAUCUGAAUUCCAUUGGAUCAAAAUUCUCUAAUUCUAGAUCAAAUCACAACUUUGAAGGCUGUUGUCAUUCAUAUUCAUUCAUUUAGAGCCAGAAUUGCUUCUUCAUUACAUAUAUCAAAGUUUCAAGUAGCUAGCAGUCUUGUUCUAUGGCUGAAUCAGCAUAUGUCAAUUCAGCGCCUUCUGAUGGCUAUAGUCAGGGUCAAGAAAUUGUGCCAUUUCCUACCGCUAAGGGCUCAUUGAAAUUUUUUCUUCUACAUGGGAAUCUAGAUAUUUGGGUCAAGGAGGCCAAAACCCUUCCUAACAUGGACAUGUUUCAUAGAUCUCUAUCAGACAUGUUUGGCAGAUUCUCAGUGAAAUCUGCCCCAACGAUUGAAGGGCACAAGCCUCAUAAGAUAACCAGUGAUCCGUAUGUCACAAUUUCUGUAAGUGGGGCUGUGAUUGGGAGGACUUUUGUGAUUAGUAAUUCUGAAAACCCUGUUUGGAUGCAGCAUUUUUAUGUUCCUGUUGCACAUCAUGCUGCAGAAGUGCACUUUGUUGUGAAAGACAGUGAUGUUGUGGGCUCUCAGAUUAUAGGGGCUGUUGGCAUCCCGGUGGAGCAGAUAUACUCGGGUUCAAAAGUUGAAGGAACUUUUCAAAUCCUUAAUGGGAGUGGGAAGCCCUGUAAGCCUGGAGCUGUCUUGACUCUAUCAAUCCAGUACACACCAAUUGAAAAGGUGACCCUUUACCAAUUUGGUGUAGGGUCAGGUCCUGAAUACACUGGGGUCCCUGGUACAUACUUUCCCCUUAGAACCGGCAGCAAAGUCACACUUUAUCAAGAUGCCCAUGUCCAUGAUGGCUGCCUUCCAAAUUUGAAGCUUGAUAAUGAUGUCCAGUUUGAGCAUGGGAAAUGUUGGCAUGACAUCUUUCAAGCAAUAAGUCAGGCUCGUCGUCUGAUCUACAUCACAGGAUGGUCUGUGUACCACAGUGUUAGACUGAUACGAGAUACUGAUAAUUCAACAGAAUUCAUGUUGGGGCACCUUCUGAAGACCAAGUCCCAGGAAGGUGUUAGAGUGCUGCUCCUUGUAUGGGAUGAUCCUACUUCUCGAAGCAUUCUGGGUUAUAAAACAGAUGGGAUCAUGCAAACAUAUGAUGAGGAGACUCGCAGGUUUUUCAAGCACUCUUCUGUGCAGGUGCUACUUUGCCCUCGAUCUGCUGGAAAAGGACAUAGCUGGAUCAAACAACAGGAAGUUGGGACAAUCUAUACCCAUCAUCAGAAGACUGUGAUUGUGGAUGCUGAUGCAGGUCAUUAUAAAAGAAACAUUAUUGCUUUCAUUGGAGGUCUUGAUUUAUGUGCGGGGCGAUAUGAUACUCCGCAGCAUCAUAUUUUUAAAACAUUACAAACGGUUCAUCAAGAUGACUACCAUAAUCCUAAUUUCACGGGGCCUACUACUGGAUGUCCACGAGAACCCUGGCAUGAUAUGCACUGUAGAAUUGAUGGUCCUGCAGCAUAUGAUAUCCUCACCAAUUUUGAGGAGCGCUGGUUAAAGGCUUCUAAACCCCGUGGACUUCAAAAGCUGAAAGCAUCAUCAUAUGAUGAUGCUUUACUCAAGCUUGAGAGAAUUUCCGACAUCAUUGGGAUGGCAGAUGCCUCCUGCCCAAAUGAAAACGAUCCAGAAGCUUGGCAUGUCCAGGUCUUCCGUUCGAUUGACUCCACUUCUGUGGAAGGCUUUCCUAAGGAACCAAAGGAAGCUACAAGCAAGAACCUGGUUUGUGGGAAAAAUAUACUGAUAGACAUGAGUAUACAUACAGCAUAUGUCAAGGCUAUUCGUGCUGCUCAGCAUUUCAUUUAUAUUGAGAACCAGUACUUCCUCGGGUCAUCUUAUAAUUGGGCUUCUUACAAAGACUUAGGUGCAAACAAUUUAAUACCUAUGGAAAUUGCUCUCAAAAUCGCUAACAAAAUCAGAGCAAAAGAGAGGUUUUCUGCAUAUAUUGUUAUCCCAAUGUGGCCAGAGGGCGUUCCUACAAGUACUCCUACACAGAGGAUUCUUUUUUGGCAGCACAAAACAAUGCAAAUGAUGUAUGAAAUGGUUUACAAGGCACUGCAAGAGGUUGGGCUUGAGAACCAAUAUCAUCCACAAGACUAUUUAAAUUUCUUCUGCCUGGGGAAUCGCGAGGAAGGAGUUGACACCUCAAAUGCAGGAAAUCAAUCCGCAGCAAACACCCCUCAAGCACUUGCUCGUAAAAGCAGACGCUUCAUGAUUUAUGUCCAUUCAAAAGGAAUGAUAGUGGAUGAUGAAUACGUGAUAAUAGGGUCUGCAAACAUCAAUCAACGUUCCAUGGAAGGAACCAGAGACACCGAAAUUGCAAUGGGUGCCUAUCAGCCUCAUCAUACCUGGGCAAGAAAACAGUCUAGCCCACAUGGUCAAAUAUAUGGAUAUAGGAUGUCACUAUGGGCAGAGCACACUGGAGUACUGGAGGAAUGUUUCAAGCAACCAGAAAGUGUUGAGUGUGUUCGACGGCUGAGGUCCUUGGGUGAGCUCAACUGGAGGCAGUUUGCAGCAGAUCAAAUAACAGAAAUGAAGGGACACCUUCUGAAGUACCCUGUGGAAGUGGAGAGAACAGGGAAGGUGAGGCCUCUUCCUGGGUCUGAAACAUUUCCAGAUGUCGGUGGGAACAUAGUGGGGACUUUUACAGCCAUUCAAGAAAAUCUCACCAUAUAAUCCCUCAGUGGCUACUACUAAUAAGGACCAGAGUAUGUGCCUCACAAAUGAAUGAAGCCAAAGUCCACAAUCAAUCUUCAGUGUUUUUUACUCCAUUGAUACUUUUGACCGCUACGCAUUAUAUUGACGGUUGUUUGCCGACACCCCAACCGAUCGUUAUGUCCAGGAUGUGGAUUUAUGUAGCCUGUGCACCUCCAUUAAAGUGGGUGUUUGGAGUCUUGGACCACCCCACCUCAACAUAGAAAAUGUAAAACAUGUCUAAGUUUAUUACUGCUAUUAUUGGUUUUAAACGGAUGAUUCUUGUCAA
Molecule: messenger RNA, 3413 nt
Organism: Vitis riparia (riverbank grape)
Lineage: Eukaryota; Viridiplantae; Streptophyta; Magnoliopsida; Vitales; Vitaceae
Product: phospholipase D beta 1-like
Exons: 11
Coding region: 554-3106 (850 amino acids)
Biological process (GO): phospholipid catabolic process; phosphatidylcholine metabolic process
Cellular component (GO): plasma membrane
Molecular function (GO): calcium ion binding; D-type glycerophospholipase activity
Source: RefSeq, a predicted model, not a curated record